This is a messenger RNA of Dinoponera quadriceps, 3049 nucleotides long. RefSeq lists its product as uncharacterized. Gene Ontology annotation, molecular function: acyltransferase activity, transferring groups other than amino-acyl groups. The transcript is spliced from 5 exons. The record is from RefSeq and is a predicted model, not a curated record. Bases 327 to 1529 code for a protein of 400 amino acids. Lineage: Eukaryota; Metazoa; Arthropoda; Insecta; Hymenoptera; Formicidae.
UUAACGCCAGACUCGCCAAAUUGCUCGCGAUUUAUUAUUAUUAUACGCAAACACUCUGCCGACAUGCAUCGACGAACGAUCCGCGGAAACUAAAGACCUGGCGUGGCGAUAAUGAAUAAAGGCCGAGGGACCGCGUCGUCGCGUGCUUUCGCUAAUAUCACACGGUCUCCUUUUUCUUUGCACUGUGAGUUUCCGAAGUAUCACAGGCAAGUGAUUUAGCAUCGUCCUUGGCCACAAAAGUUACGUAUUAAUUUGUCGCGUGGAAAUUAGAUCGGCGAUUACGGCGAUCUGGCGGACGGACGGUUGGGCAUUUGCCGAGUUUCAGUAUGGAGUGCCCCGAAGCGGUAGAACGAGGUCGGAAUUUUCGUCUACUCGCUGAAGAGGAGCUGUCUAAACUUUUGGACUUUCUUACGGGAUACCUGCCCGAUUCGCUCAAGUUUCAUCAGACCGUACUGACUUACAUGCGGGACAGAGUCUGGGAAUUCCAUUUUUACGUGGCAAAAGAUUGGCCCGAGGACGCGAUCUGCUUACAUUUCCCCGGAAUGACGUUAUCCCCGCACGGUUUGCUGUACGAGAGCGUCGGUGUGUUCUGCCCGAACGACCGGCUGGAGCUGCUCCGCCUUCUCCGAGAGGAGGACGUCCUGAUAGACUGGUCGAGACCUUUGUACAUUAAUUUCGUUCACUACGACAUCGCCGAGGAGCUGAUGCGUCUCUACGAGGGCACCGGCACCGUCGAGACCAUCGUCGGCGACGUCUGCGCGCGCGACUACGUGCAGGAGGAGGAAAGCGAGGAGUCGGACGAUGGUUCCGACGUCCAGGUGCGACCUCUCAAGGCCGAGCACGCCGAGGGCAUCCACGAGCUGUAUCCGGCGAACGACAUGGAGUGCCACGAGCUCUUCCUACGGCUCAUCAGGACCCUGCCCGCGGCCGGUGUGUUCGCGAAGGGCUGCUUGGCCGCUUGGAUGGUCCAGUCCUAUUACGGGGCCAUGUUCUCCAUGCAGACCAAGCCGGAAUACCGCAGGAAAGGUUACGGGACGAAGCUAGCAAGGUACCUGACGAAACGCGUGGCCGAGAAAGGCUAUUAUCCGUUUGUUGUGAUACGUCCAGAGAACGAAGCCAGCCAAAGUCUGUACAAGAAGCUGGGCUUCAGACGGCUUUACCAGAUCGUACGGAUGAUCUUUACGCCUUCCACGUGGCAGGACAGCGAGAACGACGCGAGCAUACUCAGGGAUAACCUGGAGAACGCCGUCAGGCAGCUCACCAUCGAGCGGAGGGUAAUAACGGCUCUUUGCGAUCGGGAGGAGGAAAGCGGAGAAACGAUACGAGAUCCCACGGGAGCCGUGGAAGACCAGUCGACCGUCGGUCAGUCCGGCGGGACGGAGGAAGACGAGGAGCUCCUCGAGACUAUCGAGGAGCACCCCGAGGAGAGGAUAGACGCGACGGACGACAACGCGGCGGGCGAAGACGCGCCGCCGGAGGUCGCCGACUGUUGCGACUGCGGGACGGAUGCUGCGGCUGGCGACGAAUAAGUUCGAGAACGGUUUACGCGAUAAAUGACGGUCCAUAAAUGCGCGUUUCGCCCGCUCGGAGACGCGGCUCUCCUCGAGCUGGUGAACUCGACACGAGCUGGGAGACGGCCAAGUAUUCGAGUAAUGUUAAACAGUGAUGUACGGAGCGAGUACAAUGAGUUCUCGGGGAUAAUAUACGGUAGAGACUCGCUAUACACUUCUUCUGGCGCAUUACCCCGCUCAUUCGUUUGAUGUUUCGUCGUCGAAAACGUACGUCUUGAAAUGUAUCUUACGAACGAUAAGAUAUCGUAUCGAAUAGGUUUUCAUUCGGGGACACAAUGGUGUAUGCUUUACGUGGCGAGGAGUCCGCCGUCUUCGAGCGACGAAACGCGAAAAAGUCAAAGAUAGAAAAUAUUUUAAGAGAUUUCGACAUAUUACGGCACCGCGUUCGUGCGAGGCUUCAAUUCGCGUACGAGGAAUCAAAAUUCCUCGUAUGAUUCCUCAUAUCAGACACUUGCCGAAACGUCGCGAAGGUCUCAGGUAUCGGAUAGCCAUGUAGUGCUUUGGGUUGCCAAUAUUGUAUCUCGUCGAGGUCUAUCCGUGUCGUGUGUAUCGUUCUUGUGUUAUAUUGGUGAAUUAUUUGAGUCAUUGAUUUGAGAAUAAUCAUUAAUUUCAAAUCAUCGAUGUGUCAAAUGAUUGGUCGUGACAAUGCGUUUAGUGACGUCUCUAUUUAAUAUAUAUUCGAGUACUUUUAAUUGAAUAUGGAAUUAUCGCGUAUAUCGUUUGACUAUGUUGUGUCUAUAUUUGUGUCUAGUUUUGUCCCUUUGUUCCAAAUGUCUCGUUUACGUCACCGCACAAUCAUCAAUUGGCCGAUAAGAUAUAUUUGCGUGGCGUAAAAUUAUCAUGUGUUUGUUAAGAGAUUUCGUGUAAUUUGUAAACCUCACGUUUCUAUCUCCAGCUAUUCAGACGUAAAUAGACUUCGUUGGUUUAAACUUAAGCAUUCCAGGAAGCGGCCCGUUCUCCGCGAGGAAAGAUUUGCAAAUUUUAAUGUUGCAAGGGAAAAUGAGAGGACGCGUUAAUUUUCACCGAACGCAAAGAUUCGAAAAGCCCGCCGGGUGAUCCAAACUGUGAUCCUAAUUUUCCUGUAUAAAAGUAGAGUUUCGAAAGAAAUUACGAAGCCUCGUGCGAUCUCGACACGCUUUCCUCAAUACAAAUAGAAAUGAAUCGCCGCGCCGGUGCAAUUGCACAGACAAAAAUUGCGGACGAGCCGUACGCGGUGAGAUUACGUCCCGCCAAUAUUGACCUUCUAUAUUCUUCGAUUCGCAUACGUUUACGCCAUGAUUUCUAGGUUACAUAGAUAGUACGAGACCACAAUUUCAUUGUAGCAAGAACGCUUUGCUUCUCGUGAUUGCGGGAUUAUUGACAGGUGCCACAAUUUUCUGUGCACGUUUCGUGCACCGUUACGGCGAUCACCUUAGCGUGCGAGUUAAUAAUAAUGAUAAUAUUAAUGAUAAUGCAAACAAUAAGAUGGUUAAUAUUAU